AUGGAGGAGAUUUCCCCAAAGCUUCAGCGCGAGGUGGGCGGCACGGAAGACGCGUCGCGGCUCAAAUUCACAUGUCUUGAGGAUUUUGCUGGCCACGGACACCAGGAUUGGUACGACCUUGUGGAUUCUGACGAGGACAUGGUGAUGCCGGACACUGCCCUUGUACCUGAAGCCCAGGCUGGCAUGGAUAUGUGGCUGCGCAACGUAUUUGCUGAGGGCAGUCGCACCAGUGUGGAUGUGGUGGCAGAAGGUGCUUCUGGGCGCAUCUUGGGGUAUUGUGCCUAUCGUUUCGAAGGGGCCCUCCAAUCUCCCUGGCUCCACUUGCUGGGCAUCGCGGUGGACGCCCAAAACCGCCGCCGGGGCCUGGCGCAGCACCUGCUGCGCGCGGCGCUCCGCGGCGCGGCCGAGGCCGGCGCCUCCGCGGCGCUGCUGCACGUGCGCGUGGAGAACCACGCGGCGCAACGGCUCUACCGAAGACUGGGAUUCUUGCGCGUCGCCAGAGUGCAGGGCUACUACACUGAAAACGACGCAUGGGAGCUUCUCAGGGAGUUGCCAGCGAUGGCGCUGCGGCCUGUGGAUCUACCGGAGGUCAUGAAGCUACGUGCUCAAGGUCUGCCGCGUAGUGCGGUGGAACGAGCGCUGCGCUGGACACAGAACGAUCUGCAGAUGGCGCAGGAGUUGGCUGCUGGCCGCAUCUUGCAGGUCUCAGGGGAGGCCCUGAGAGAGACGCAGCAAAGUACUGCAUUGAUGGCAGCGGAUGAAAAGAUGAGUUCUGGGAUGAUCUUGCUGGGGGAGACCUCAGAAAAUCUCUGCAUUUUUUUCCAUAUGUUACCUGCUAUGAACAUCUGCAGCUUCUGA
Cladocopium goreaui is the source of this 858-nucleotide messenger RNA. Lineage: Eukaryota; Dinophyceae; Suessiales; Symbiodiniaceae. The record is from the annotation of a GenBank genome assembly.